AUGACUGAUGAACUUUCUCCAUUAUUCUUAAUUAACAAAAGUGAAAAUAAAAAAAAGACCCUAAACAAAGAAGACAUUGAGAGUGGACAGAACCAAAAUUUUAAAGGAAUUUUUCAACAAAAACGAAAAGUAUUAUUUGGUCAAAAAAUUAAAGAGGUAAAAGGAAAGGAAGAAUGGACUAAAUCUCAAUCAAAUAGCUUUUCAAGAAAACUUUGUAAUGAUGAAUUUAUUAGUCAUGACUUAAAAGUGAGUACAUUUAAACGAUCUCAAUCAAUUCAACCAACACCUCAAAAAAGACUAAACCCAUCAAGGAAUCCUUGUUUAGUUGAUUCAGUCUACUUUCAACAACAAUCAGUUAAUUUAAAGAUGAAACAAUUAAAACAAAAAGAACAAAGUAAACAAAUUUAUUUAAAUAGAGAUGCAAAUAUUGGUACAACUGGCAUUAAACAACCAAUUAAAAGAACUCUACUUGAUAUUCAAUCAACUCAAUUUGAAAAUACUAUGGAAUCUAUUGGUUUAGAAGAAUUAGAAUGGGAAGACCAACAUAUUUUAAUAGAAGAAACUUCUCCAAUGAAAAGAAGAAGAAGUCCAAUAGUUCCCAUGUUUAAAAGUCAAAUGAAAAUAACUAAACUUCCUUUUACAAAAUUUACACCUAAAACUAAUGAGUUUCAACCAAUUGCACCAAUGAGUUGGAUUCUUGAAGGAAAAGAACCAACAAGAGAAGAAAUAUCUUCUAAUAUUGAACUUUAUUCAGAUAUGACUACUUUUAUUUCAAACAAAGAUCUAUGGAGAAAAAACAAUUUAUUAGACCAUCUUUCAUAUUAUGUUGAUCCAGAAAGAAUUUCUGUAUUAGCAUGUACAUGGAAUGUUAAUCAAUGCGUUUUUAAUCGAGGAGAAAUUGAUAGAUUAACAAGUGGAAUUAAAAACAAACCAGACAUUAUUGUGAUUGGAUUAGAAGAAUUAGAAAUGAGUUUUGAUGCUAUUAUUACAGGAAAAAAAUUUAGUGAUAAAUCAAUUCAAUGGGAAGCCUUACUACAAGAGUCAAUUAACAGGGGACAAAAUACUUAUAUUGAACUAGGAUAUUAUCAACUUUGUGGAGUUGUAUUAUAUGUAUUUUUUGAUGAAAGAUUAAAGAGUCAUAUUACAGAUGUUGGAUAUGGAGAUAUGAGAGUUGGUGCUAUGAGUGGAAAAUUAGCAAAUAAAGGAGGUGUUGCUUAUAGAAUGAGAAUAUAUGAUUCAACAAUAUGUUUUGUUGUAAGUCAUCUUGCAGCUCAUCAAAAUUUUUGUGAAAAGAGAAACGAAGAUUGGAAUGAGAUAAGUAAAAUGAAAAUAAGAUAUUUUGAUGUUGGUAGUGGAUGUAGAAAAGUUGUUGAACUCUUACAACAUGAUGUUGUUAUUUGGAUGGGAGAUUUAAAUUAUCGUAUUGAUAUGGAUGAUGUUGAAGUUAGAAAAUGUAUGAAAAUGAAAAAUUAUCUUGGACUUAUAAAACAUGAUCAGUUAUUAUAUUGUAUGCAGUCAAAUAAAGUUUUUAAUCAUUUUUGUGAAGCAGCAAUCAAAUUUGCACCAACAUUUAAAAUUAAAAUUGGUAAACAAGGAAUAUAUGAAGAGAAUAGAAUUCCUUCUUGGUGUGAUAGAGUUUUAUGGAAAACAGAAAAUAGACAUUAUGUAGAAGUAAAAGAAUAUAUGAGUCAUGAGUUAUAUUGUUCUGAUCAUAAACCAGUAACAUGUUUUAUGAAUAUUGAUUUACAAAAGAUUGAUAUUAAAUUACAACAAACAGUAAUAAAUUAUUUAGAUAAAGUAGAAAAAAUAUAUAGUAAAGUAGUUUGUCCAAAGAUUAUAAUUGAACCUUCUAUUAUUACUAUAGACCAAGUUAAAUUAUUUGAAAAAUAUCAAUUUAAAAUACAGUUAAAAAAUAUUGGAAAGUUUGGAACAUGUUAUGAAAUAGAAAAUGGGGAUGGAAUAUUUUUUAAAGAUGAAUGGCUUUCAAUUAAGAAAUGUGAAGGAUUUAUAGAUAUUUUAGAAGGAAAAGAUGUUGCUAGUAUUGAUUGUGAAAUAUACAUUGAUGAGAAAUAUGUUUGGAUGUAUCAAGAACAAAAUUCAUUAAUGAAAGUUAUUAAAAUAAAAUUAGGUGAAGGAAAUGAAUUUAUUACUUUUAGUAUUGUUUUGAAAACUACACCAAAUAUCAUUGGAAUGAACUUAGAAACAUUAAAUAGACUUAAUAAGCCAUUAAUUUCAAAUGAUAAAAUUCAAAAGAAAUAUCAACCCAUUCCUUUUUUUAUUCCAAAAGAAAUAUAUCGAUUGAUUGAUUAUAUUAUUCAACAUUAUGAACCUAAUUGUUUUAUUAAAAAAGAUCCUUGUAAUUAUCUUAAAGAACAACUUAUUGAAGUUAUUCAAUGUUUAAAUAAAGAAAAAGAAUUUAUUUCAGGACCUAUUCAAUUAUAUUGUGAUGCUUUAUUACUAGUAUUAUCAGGUCUUCAUAAAUGUGUUAUUUUUUAUUCUUUUACUGAUUCAGACUUAGUAUUAAAUGACCAAACCCUUUUACAAGUAGUUAAUUUCAUUAUCCCAGAUGAAUAUAACCACCUUUUUGUAUAUUUAAUUUCUUUCUUAAAAAAGAUGAUUUGUCUUGGUGAAAAUGAAGUUCUUUUAAUUACUAGAUUUACUCCUCCUAUAUUUCGAUGUUAUGAUCCAACUAAAUUAUUACCUUUUACUCACUUUCUUGAAUAUGUCCUUCAUUCUCCUCUUUCUUUAUUUUAUCAAUAA
Messenger RNA from Entamoeba dispar SAW760, 2760 nucleotides. Its product is annotated as type II inositol-1,4,5-trisphosphate 5-phosphatase precursor, putative. Gene Ontology annotation, molecular function: phosphatidylinositol-4,5-bisphosphate 5-phosphatase activity; phosphatidylinositol-3,4,5-trisphosphate 5-phosphatase activity; inositol-polyphosphate 5-phosphatase activity. Bases 1 to 2760 code for a protein of 919 amino acids. The record is from RefSeq and is a predicted model, not a curated record. The transcript has a single exon. Gene Ontology annotation, biological process: phosphatidylinositol dephosphorylation. Lineage: Eukaryota; Evosea; Mastigamoebida; Endamoebidae.